Sebastes umbrosus (honeycomb rockfish) is the source of this 2710-nucleotide messenger RNA. Its product is annotated as sodium/hydrogen exchanger 6-like. The transcript is spliced from 17 exons. NCBI's taxonomy places the organism in Eukaryota, Metazoa, Chordata, Actinopteri, Perciformes, Sebastidae. Gene Ontology annotation, cellular component: recycling endosome; membrane. Gene Ontology annotation, biological process: proton transmembrane transport; regulation of pH; sodium ion transport. The record is from RefSeq and is a predicted model, not a curated record. Gene Ontology annotation, molecular function: sodium:proton antiporter activity. Bases 1 to 2238 code for a protein of 745 amino acids.
AUGGGAUUCACACCGAGACGCUUUGUUGGUGUUAAACCGUCUAAAGCGCUUCAGUUGUUGUCUUUUCUGUUGACUCUGCUGCUCGUCGGUAGCCGAGGAGACAGCAGCAGUGCGAUGGACAACAUCUCCACAGAGAGGCUGGCUGAGGAGAGCCACCGACAGGACAGUGCCAACCUACUCAUCUUCAUUAUGCUGCUAACUCUCACCAUUUUAACCAUAUGGCUGUUCAAACACCGACGGUUCAGGUUCCUGCACGAAACAGGACUUGCCAUGAUCUAUGGCCUGUUGGUGGGUGUGAUCCUGCGGUUCGGCGUCCACGUGCCCCAGAGCAUGAGUGACGUGAUCCUCAGCUGUGCUGUCAACGCCAGUCCCGCUACCCUGCUGGUCAACGUCAGCGGGCGAUUCUACGAGUACACUCUGAAGGGGGAAGUCAGCCGGGGCAAUGGUCACCAAGUGCAGGACGAUGAGAUGCUGAGAAAGGUGACCUUUGACCCAGAAGUGUUUUUCAACAUUUUGCUGCCUCCGAUCAUCUUCCACGCCGGUUACAGUCUGAAAAGGAGACAUUUCUUCAGAAACAUCGGCUCCAUCCUGGCCUAUGCUUUCGUGGGAACUGUUAUCUCCUGCUUUGUUAUUGGGCUGAUCAUGUAUGGCGUUGUGUCCUUCAUGAAAGUUGUGGGCCAGCUUGGGGGAGAUUUCUUCUUUACUGACUGCCUCUUCUUUGGGGCCAUCGUUUCAGCCACAGACCCAGUGACGGUGCUGGCUAUCUUCAAUGAGCUAAAAGUAGAUGUGGACCUGUACGCUUUACUCUUUGGGGAGAGCGUCCUCAAUGAUGCCGUGGCCAUCGUCCUCUCUUCUGUUCUCCUCCGCUUGGAGAAGCAGGGUAGGCAGGGGGCUGGAGCUGUACACUCCCCAGGAGAUGAUGGCCCGGUCUGGCCAGAGGGGGAGAAGGACUGGUUGGGAGAAAACCAGACAGUGACUCCCCGCUCCAUCGGGGCGUACCAGCCUGCAGGAGACAACAGCCACAGCUUUGAGGCCAUGGCUAUGUUGAAAUCCUUCGGCGUCUUCCUGGGCGUCUUUAGUGGAUCCUUUGCUCUUGGUGUGGCCACUGGAGUCAUGACCGCUCUCGUGACCAAGUUCACUAAGCUGAGGGAUUUCCCCUUGCUAGAGACGGCUCUCUUCUUCCUCAUGUCCUGGAGCACCUUCCUAUUGGCUGAGGCCUGCGGCUUCACAGGCGUAGUGGCUGUGCUGUUCUGUGGGAUCACUCAGGCUCACUACACCUUCAACAAUCUCUCCCCCGACUCUCAGGACAGGACCAAACAGUUGUUUGAGCUGCUGAACUUCCUGGCCGAGAACUUCAUCUUCUCCUACAUGGGUCUGACUCUCUUCUCCUUCCAGUCACAUGUGUUCAACCCCAUGUUCAUCAUCGGAGCUUUUGUGGCGGUGUUUCUGGGCAGGGCGGCAAACAUCUACCCUUUGUCCUUCCUGCUCAACCUGGGCCGCAAGAACAAGAUUGGAUCCAACUGUCAGCAUGUCAUGAUGUUUGCAGGUCUGCGUGGGGCGAUGACCUUUGCUCUUUCAAUCCGAGACACAGCGACGUACGCUCGUCAGAUGAUGUUUUCAACCACCCUCCUAAUUGUCUUCUUCACUGUGUGGAUCUGUGGAGGAGGCACCAUGCCCAUGCUGUCUUUCAUGAGCAUACCUGUGGGUGUUGACUCCGAUCAAGACCACUCUAGUACAGCGGUGUUAGAUGGGUCGCAGCGGAGGAACACCAAACAUGAGAGCGCCUGGCCCUUCAGGAUCUGGUAUAACUUUGACCACAACUACCUGAAGCCCCUCCUGACCCACAGUGGCCCUCCUCUCACUGCUACUAUGCCUGCUUGUUGUGGACCGCUGGCACGAUGCCUCACCAGCCCACAGGCCUAUGAGAACGAAGGCCAGCUCCACGACGAUGACUCCGACUUCAUCCUGAACGACGCCAGCGUGAGCUCCAUGUACGCCGACAUCACCGUCAGCACGGAUGCAUCUGGAUCCCGCACCAUCAACCGCCCCUCCAGCACCGGAGGCGGCCCGUCUGAUGACGGUCUGGAUCACGAUCUCGGCUUGGCGGAACAUGAAGUGGCGAUCAGGGGCACCCGCCUGGUCCUGCCCAUGGAUGACCCAGUGGAGCCCCCGACCACUGUAACCCUGCCCCCGCCACCCUCCCCGCCACGCUCCGAACCUCGCAGGCACAGACUGUAAGAAGCCUUACACUGUCAGGAUGCAGUUUGUUGUUUUCAGCUUUAAAAAAAAAAAAAUCACAAAUCAUCUAAUUAGAUUUCACAACAAAAUCUGUUAGUUGAUUUGUUUGGAUUUUUUGAUUGAAAAACAAACUGCUUCACGUAAAAGUCGCCGUGUUGACGGGACCACCUCUAACACUCUGGUUUUAAAAUAGCCUCAGCUUUGUGACAAACUUGAGGCGCGCUUGAUUUAACUCACCAUUUAGGUGGAUUACUGUAAUCUUGAAUGUGAAUGCACUACAUAUGUAAGGCAAGGUACUGUAGAUCAAGUGCACCUCAAGUCUAAAGGUUACUUAAAAUCAUGCGAGAUGCACAUUUAGCCACCAUUGGGGGAAGCUAAAAAAAAAAAUGGGGCUGUAGUAUUUGCUCCUACGUUCGUACUACUGUGGUGUAAUGCCAGUGCUGUGAUCUACGCUCUAUAAAAACUCCCUCCG